Messenger RNA from Lachancea lanzarotensis, 1752 nucleotides. RefSeq names its product LALA0S11e04082g1_1 (gene TPO5). Gene Ontology annotation, cellular component: membrane. The coding region runs from base 1 to 1752 and encodes 583 amino acids. NCBI's taxonomy places the organism in Eukaryota, Fungi, Ascomycota, Saccharomycetes, Saccharomycetales, Saccharomycetaceae. The record is from RefSeq and is a predicted model, not a curated record. The transcript has a single exon. Gene Ontology annotation, biological process: transmembrane transport.
AUGUACUUGUCAGUCAACCAGCAGAAAGGCCAGCAGUGCAGCUCGAAAGAGGGUUUUCAUGACACACUGGAAGCUUCGCUCUCUGGGCUAUCACCAAUGCAAGCCUCCAUAAGAGCUGGUCAGAUAUUGAAGGAUCGACUGGGCUUAAAAGCAGGGGCAAAACUUGUUAAUUGGGAGAGGAUUCUACAAGGCGAAAAUGAUGAUGAUGACGGCAAUGAGGAAGUAGAAAGGUUCAAAUAUGAGCAGCAACUGGACCGAGCGUUUUUAUCUAAAAUUUCCAUCAUAGGUCUUGGGUUUGCACUAAUGAGCCCCGUUCUAGGUAUGAGCACUACUAUAAGCAUAGGGCUUAAUAAUGGUGGGCCGUUGACUAUAGUCAUGGGAUUUAUAGUAUGUGGGUUUGCAACUUGGCUAUGUUCUUUGUCACUAGGAGAGAUUGUGUCACGAUUCCCCAUGGAAUUGCAUGGCAGUAGUGCGAUGCUGGCACCAGAAAACUAUAAGUUAUGCUGUUCUUGGUUUACAGGCUGGCUCAUGCUUCUCGGGAACUGGACUAUGAGUACAAGCAUAACAUUUGCAGGCGCUCAACUUGCCAUUUCGCUUAUCAACAUGGCAAAUUCCGGGCUCAUAAGGGAAGAUCUCAUCAUGUUUUUCACAGUCUUGGCUUUCUACCUGAUCGUCAGUGUUGUAGGGCUAAUAAAUUUAAAGUUUCCAGGAACGAUAGAGACAGUAAACAAGGUUUGCGUUUAUUGGAUUCUCUAUGCCGUGAUUUUCAUUGACAUUUUGCUCCUGCUCUUCCACUCGGGUUCCUAUCGGUCUUUGAAAUUCGCAUUCACCCAUUUCGACAAUUCCCGCUCAGGAUACACGAGUGCCGUGUUGUCGUUCAUGAUCGGCUUUCAGCAGUCUAACUUCACGCUUCAAGGAUUCAGUAUGCUUCCGGCGCUAGCUGAUGAAGUAAAGGAACCUGAGAGGGACAUUCCCAAGGGCAUGUCAAGCUCUGUCCUCAUUUCAACUUGUGUUGGUAUCGUCUUUCUGCUGCCAAUAAUGAUAAUUUUACCAGAUCUCCAAACAAUUUUUCGUGACUCUAGGGUAAUGCCGAUCGUUUUGAUAUUCACUAGUUCAACGCAUUCAAUGUUUGUUUCGAUAUUUCUCGUCAUCAUGAUUUUGGGCAACCUGUUUUUCUCUGGUAUCGGUUCCAUGACAACUUCAUCUCGUGCUGUCUAUAGUAUGAGUCGCGAUAUGGCUCUGCCGUACAGUGAGUUCUGGUCUCAUGUAGAUGCGAGUUCGAAGCAUAAAGUUCCCAAAAACUCGAUUUUUCUGAGUAUGGGAAUAUCAUAUCUUUUGGGACUGUUAGCCUUGGUAUCGGCUGCGGCAUUCAAUGCCUUUAUGGGGGCUGCUGUUCUAUGUUUAUGCUCGGCGACCUGUAUCCCUUUGAUUCUUGUUGUUGUUUCACGGCGAAGAGCUUUACGCGGCUCACCGAUCAAAGUAAAGUACAGGUUAGGAUGGCCGGUGAAUAUCUGCAGCAUAUGCUGGCUUCUUUUCACUAUGGUGGUGAUAUGCUUACCACCAAGAGUCCCGGUGACAUUCGAGACAAUGAAUUAUGCCGUCGUAGUGUACCUAGCGUUCUUAGGCGCCAUCACAGCGCUCUACUUUCGAUGGGGCAAACAUCACUUCAGGCUGCCCCUGGUGGGAGGCGAUUCAAAAACGGAUGAUUCUGUAGAUACUGUUAUUCUGCAAGAAUUACAUACAUCAAAGUAA